AUGCCGAUCUCACUUUCUCCCGAGGCGAUUGCAGACAUCCGCAGCCUGGUGGAUCAAGCCUGCACAAACGAACAUGCUCGCCUUCCAUGUGCUAGUGUCGUUGUGCUUGGUAAGGAUGAGAAAAGUGCACCAGUUGAGCUAUUGGUGCGUUCUGCUCGCUCGAAUGGUCUAGAGACUGCAAACAGCCCUGGCAAGGGCAGUUCGAGUCAAUCACCUUCGCAGAGCAAGCCAGGGCAUGACGAUAUUUACUGGCUUGCAUCCUGCACGAAACUCGUCACUGGGAUUGCGUGCAUGCAGCUCGUCGAGGAGGGCAGAUUGAGACUCGAUGAUAGUUCGCAAGUCGAAGAAUUAUGCCCGGAGCUAGCAAUUGUCAAAGUCCUACAGGACGAUGGGUCGUUAGUGGACAAGGAACGUUCGAUCACGCUGAGAAUGCUUUUGACCCAUACCGCUGGCUUUGGCUAUUCAUUCUUGAACCCGAAAUUGCAGGUCUAUGCUCGACGGGACCGUCGUGGCCAGGCGGAAUAUAACGAGUUCUCGGGCAGUGUAUCUGAUUUCCACCAGCCCCUCGUUAAUCAACCUGGGGAGCGGUUCGAAUAUGGUAUCAGCAUUGACUGGGUUGGCAUCAUUGUCGAGCGGAUUACAGGGCGAAAGCUGAACGACUACAUGCAACAGCGCAUCUUCUCACCACUGAGCCUUCAUAACCUUACUAUGGUUCCGUCGCCAUACAUGAAGGAGCGACUCAUAGGGAUAUGGGAGCGAGGUGAAGAUGGGCAGUUGGCACAUCGAGACUAUCCCGUGCAGAUGUCUCUGGAUGAUGAAUUCACUCCGGGCCUCUUCCACAGCGGCGGGGCAGGCCUAUUUGGCAGUAUACGGGAGUUCGGCAAGAUUCUUGGUACCCUACUCAACGACGGCAUAUCACCCUUAACAGGAACGGCAAUCCUGUCACCAGCGAUAGUUAGAGAAAUGUUCACAAACCAAAUCCCCGAGCAGCCGCAUUUUGCUCGGCGACAACUACCCGCUGUUAAGCCUGAGUUGGUCUAUCCCGUUGAUGACCUUUAUCCUCCAUGUCCACCUUGCCACCCGCAGGGAUGGGGACUCAGUUUUAUGAUUUCACCAGGCAUCACAGGGCGUUCCGAAGCAACUGGCCAUUGGUCAGGCCUGUCUAACGUGUUCUGGUGGUGUGACAGACAGAAGGGCGUUGCGGGGAUAGUGGCAUCGCAGGUUCUUCCUUUUGUUGACCCAUACGCUGCUAAACUGUGGGUAGAAGUUGAGGCGAAGGUGUACGAAGGUGUAUGUGAAGUUCAAGCUGGGAUUGACAAAGGCAAUGGCAGUGCGUGA
Messenger RNA from Aspergillus puulaauensis, 1338 nucleotides. Its product is annotated as serine hydrolase domain-containing protein. Bases 1 to 1338 code for a protein of 445 amino acids. The transcript is spliced from 4 exons. NCBI's taxonomy places the organism in Eukaryota, Fungi, Ascomycota, Eurotiomycetes, Eurotiales, Aspergillaceae. The record is from RefSeq and is a predicted model, not a curated record.